Saccharomycopsis crataegensis is the source of this 1653-nucleotide messenger RNA. RefSeq lists its product as uncharacterized. The transcript has a single exon. Lineage: Eukaryota; Fungi; Ascomycota; Saccharomycetes; Ascoideales; Saccharomycopsidaceae. The coding region runs from base 1 to 1653 and encodes 550 amino acids. The record is from RefSeq and is a predicted model, not a curated record.
AUGUUGCAAAGACCUGCUCCAUUAGUUCCUGGGCAAUCUGGUUUUUUCAACUCUAAUACUUUCCCACUUGUCCCUGAAUUCACUACUGAUGAUUCACUUACUGCACUUAGUGCCUUUGAUCUUGAAUCUGAUAUGUGUCUUUGUUUUUCAAGCUCCCUUGCUGGUUUCGGUGAUUCGAAUUUUUUCAAGGAUGUUACGUGUAAUUAUGAAUUCAAUUUGUUCUACGUUGGCACUGAUAUUGAUCUUAUUUGUGAGGAUCCUGGUGAUGAUGUCGAUGUUGAAAGUUCUUCCGGUGCAGUUGCGGCGACCGCUGCAGAAAUUUGCCAAGUGAACUCCGAAAAUUCGAUUGAUCUUUCCCAAUUAUCCGCCACUUUUGCCCACAAAUAUUGUGUUGCUGAUUUUGAUUUUUAUUCAAGAUUAGCCCAAGAGAUUUGGUAUGAUCUAAGAGGCUCAUCAUUGAAUGCCAAUUUUGAUCGCCAUCAUGCCCAUUCUGUGAGUGGUUUAACCGGAUCGUUGAAAUUUAUUAGAAAUGGGAAAUUGGAUGAGCACGGCGGUUUAUUUUUCAAACCAAUAAUAAUCAGGAUUGGUAAUUACGGAGGACUUAAGGAUAUUGUUUGCUAUUUGAUAGAUUAUUUUGUUUCUGGGCUCAAAUUGUUGUUGGUUACUGGUUUUAUCGCCGGUGGUUCUCUCUUAUUGCUAAUGAUGGUUUACAGGGUUUUUAAUUUCGUGAAAUUACUUUUGCAAUUAUACCUGAAGUAUCAAGAAAGCAUUGAGGAUCUCAAAUCUGGAAAAACUUUUGAAAUGAAUAACUUGGAAUUGAAAAUUUCUGAACUUGCAAUGGACCUUGAGGAUAGAAAUAAGGUCCUUGAACUUUUGGAGCAACAAUCGCAGCUUUUUGAAAGACUCAAGGCGAUCACAAAAUCACAAGGUCUUGAUGGUAAUAUUAGCGCUCUUGGUCUCCCAGAGAGCACUUUUCUCUCGUUAAAGCCUCAUCCUGAAGCAGCUCUUUUGAAAAACAAUAGCAAUUCUCAAUUUGACAUUGAAACUGAUAUUUCUGAUAUCCUUGAUACUGUGCUUUUCAAUAAUGAUGCCACUUUGCCAACUCAGAUUAUGUUUGAACCUGGAUUCAAAUUUGGCGAAAUUAUGAAUAAUUGUUUACGGUAUGAGGUCCCAAGUUCUAUCCGAUCUUCUUCGAUGAGCAGUGACCAUCAUAAGGAAAUGGAUAAUAGUGUUGAACUCAAAGCGGUUUAUACUGAUGCCAAUGAGAUUGGAAACUCACCUUUCGUUACUACCAAUGAUGAAGGUAUCAAUGAUAAUGAUAUUUCACUCGAAGUUGACAGAGAAAUUGACAGUUUAAUUGAGGAAUUGAACAGAGGUGGUUUUUCUGGCUCGUUCAUUGAUGAUGUCUUGGUCAAACAAAUUGAAAAUGGUGCCAGAGCUUACAAAAGAAACUACGACCUUGAAUUCGAGCCAUUGGUUGGAGCUUUGUACCUUAUUGAUGAAGAAGAUGAAGAAGAAGCAAACCAUGAAAAUCAAGGAGUGACACUUGAAAAUACAGAUAAUUUGGUUGUUACUAGUGAUCUGAAGAAGACUUUGGAAGGGUCCAAGACGUCGCUUGAAUAUCCGGUGUGUUUCCCAGAUAAAGAAAGUUGA